AUGUCCGAAGAAUCUUGGGUCAUUACGAGCACGAAGCGGAAAGCCAAGUCAGUCACUCCUGCACCACGAAAGCGCCCGCGAUGCCAUGACAUUGAGACAAUAGGCAUCAGGAAUACAACUAGCCAGCAGACACUUACCCAAGUGCAGUGGGUGACUCCGGUCUCAACUAGUUUCGAGCAAGAUGAUUCACUUCAAGAGAUGCCACUAGCACGCACUGCACGUGCAAGGAAGCCCAAGAAACGCAAUUCCACAUUGACGCAGAUGGACUUUUUCAGCUUCCCACCUCCCGACCAUGAUGAUUUUGACGAUGAAAUGAUGCUCCCGAAUCAGCAACACGAACUCACUCUCCCGCAAUUCGACGGUCCUUACGAAAGCCCGAGACGUCCGAGGAAACGCAAGCCACACCAACCCACUACUACACGGUCAGCGAAACGGAAGAGCACCGCACCUACAUUACAUAGUCAAGAGUACAUACCGAGUAGGAAGAGGGGAAACCAGCCUGGAGUGGAAAAUGGACAAUCUGUGACACCGAGACGAGUUUCGAGCAGGAUUGCCUCCAAGCAGGGACUGCCAUCAGAUGCGGCUGAAAACCUAGAGUACUUUCAACGGGCUCUGGGUGUCCCAGAAGACUCCCGUAAGGAUCCAAUUAUCCGGACAACACCAUGUUCACUUGAGAUAAAAGAAUCAGUCGACGAAGGAGAAGUUAUCACCAACGACACCAAAACUGGUCAAACUCAGGCUUUACGGACGCCGAAGAAGUCUAGAACCGUCAUUCUAUCAAGCCAGUCGCCAGAGAGCCUACCACCAAGUACGCGAAGAAGUACAACAAACACCUCUUCCAUCAUCGGUAGGCAGUCGUUGCGAACACCGCUGGCAGAGCGCUCAUUGAACUCUCUGCUGUCUCCAUCGAGAGGCUUGACUGGAAAGUUACUUGAUACCGCCAAACACUCCCCAGGCAAAAGAAAAGUCGUGGUUCUUAAGCUGCCCAAGCGCAAGCCAGCUCAAUCAAGCGCGCGGAUUGAUGACUCCGAGGCUGGCUUAUGGUCCAUUCCAUCUUCGUCGCCCCAACUACGACAGCCGCAGGUCGAUGACCCACAAGAAGAGCAAUCCACUACGCCCUCUUUAUCAGAGGUUGAGAAUCGAAAUAUAGAGCCAGAAAUUCCUGCCACAAGUCAAGCCCACGCGAUACUGUCGAGCCCCCCCGAUGCACUCACUCAGGACAGUCUUCCAGAUCUUGCCGACAUAGUGGGCAGAAGGGGCCCAAUUAGGGACGAAGCACAAACAAUAUCUCCCUUACAGGCAGCCAAAAUUAGCGAAGAAUCACCCACAUUAGUCCGAGAUUUCGCGAUUGCUCCGACACGCACAGGUCGAGAAACCUCCAAGUUGAAGAGUGCUAUAGAUUCAGACAUUCAAAAUGACGGGACAUUGAACGAAGGAGCUGAUGCAUCGGGAGGAGAUCUACAUGCAGACGAAGUGGUUUUUGGUUCUCCGAUUGCCAAUGAUACGCAAUUCAACAUUAACCUGGAGGACCGUAUCUGUUCUCCCUCUCGACAGUCACGGACGCCUGUAGGAUUCGCAGAAACGAGAGGGAUGACACUGUCGAAUUCUUCGCCUACACCCCGUGGCCGCUCAAGCAUUCAUUCCACGAAAAUUCAAUCCCAAGACGACGAGUUGCCACCUCAAACACCACUUCCCUAUCCCACAUUAGUGGAGUCGCCAUACAAAAGGACUCCAGAAGUACAAGGCAAUCACGAAGAAGGCAAUAAGGAAGUCAAUUUGCCGACGCCAGCUCUCAUGCACCAUUCAAGUACUGUUGUCUCAACUACAAAGGUACCACUAAAUGAUACGUUACAGCACUCUUCCUCUUCACCUCUUUGGUCUGCACGAGCCAUUACGCAGAAGUCGAUCCACCCUGCAUCGAUUCCGCAUCCUUCUCAGAUGUCAACCCAAGAAGCCACACAAGCCUCUCCAAACAUGUUCUCAUAUCCGCAACGGCAUGAAACAGACAUAACACAGAGACCGGAUCAAUUUACCAUCAAGGAUUCGAGCUCCUUUCGGGUUCCACUCAGUCAACUGCCUCAGCACGUGGGGAAGAGUCAAUCACAGUACCAUACAGGGUCAGGUAUCAAUGAAGUCUUUGAUUCCGAGGAUGAGGAAGAUCUUGAUUUGGACCCGUCCUCGCUGCCAUCUCCACCCAAGAAGACUGCGACUGGCGAUCAAGGGUCGGUGCCUCGACAAGGGAGGAUCGACACACUUGAAGAAGAUAAUUACAAUAACCAUACCGGCUCACAGAACGUAUCACAAAAGCAAGACCUUGGCGUGGCAGACACAACCCCAAUUCGGUCUUCACAGGCCAUCUCCAUUCCGUCGUCACCGAGCCCAAUUCCAUUGCAGCGGAAAUACUCCCCGAUUGUGGGCUUUAACAACGACACGCAAUCAAACUUUACACAGAAUGGUCAUGUUACCGCGGCUUACAUUCACCGACAACGUGAGGCCGGCAACAUUCCGAAGUGGUAUGUUCCUCAACCCUACCAAGUUCCAGGGUACACGAGGAGGGAGUAGUCCAGUAGUGCCUGAUGAUGUAAGAAUUCACUCUGGGGAAGGGAGAAGAGGUACCUUUGAAAGGAAACUUGUCGUAGAGAUGCACCUGGAAAGGAAACAAUAGAGAAUAAGUUCCACAGCUGUAAAUGACAUCAAUGAGCC
Molecule: messenger RNA, 2703 nt
Organism: Exophiala oligosperma
Lineage: Eukaryota; Fungi; Ascomycota; Eurotiomycetes; Chaetothyriales; Herpotrichiellaceae
Exons: 1
Coding region: 1-2562 (853 amino acids)
Source: RefSeq, a predicted model, not a curated record